UCGACGUUCGUAAAUGGCGACGUAUCGAUGUCGAGUGCACGUAGCGAACUGAUAAAUCGUCGUACGUGAUGACGGCUCGUCACUGAACCUCGGACGGCGAUGGGCACACAAAAGCCAGAAGAAUGGGCGAAUUUGCUGAUCACACGUUUCGAGGAACAGUUGCCGUGUCACUUAAGUGGCUCUCAAACCACUUAUUCUCAUAUGAACGAAGAGAGAAACAAAAAAUGUUUAAUACAAAUUUCUCGAUACCGUUUCUCUCUUGUGAUAUCCAGUCUCACCAAAAUCCUUCAAAAUGUUAAUGAAAUGGUGCCAUGUAUUGGAGGUCAACGAAUAUUUCAUAGUACAGAUCAAGAUCGGCAUUGUUAUGAAUCUAUAAUUAUUAUUUUAGACACUCUAGAAAAAUGUCUUGCAAAUCAACCAAAAGAUACAGCUAAAUUUGAUGAGGCUAUGAAUAUAAAGUUUUUGCUUAAAGAGAUAUGUCAGUUUAUAGAUGUACCAAAUGAUAGUUCACAAAAUGCUCAUUUAAAAAAUUUGGCAAGCAAAGUUCUAUUUGCACUAAGUUUAAAUUUUUUUAAUGCUGUGUUUAACAGAAUAUCAUCUAGACUUCAAGAAUUAGCGAAGUGUGGAGAUGAAAAUGUUGAUUAUAGUGAUAUUGAAUUAAUUCAGCAUAUUAAUGUUGAUGUGUGUAAAUUAAUAAAACUCUUAAAUGAAACAAUACAAAAAUUUAAACAACUUAAAAAAUCAGCCCAUAUAGUUCUUAUGAAUUCUUUGGAGAAAGCAAUUUGGAAUUGGAUGGAUACUUAUUCACACGAAUUUACUGAUCUUCAAAAAAAUCCUAAUGAAGAUCUUGGAAAAGCAUGUGAAGAACUAUUUGAUAUUCUUGAUACAUUUGCAGACAAUAAAAAGGGAAGAGCUGCAGCUGUUUGGCCUUUACAAAUUAUGCUUCUGAUACUUUCACCAAAAGUUUUGGAAGAAAUAGUUAAUGAUUUUAGUUCUCUCUGUUCACCAAGACAUUCAAAGAAAAAGCAAUUUAUUGACAGUGUUAAAAAAGGCCUAGGAAUGCAUGGUAGUUCUAGUAGGCAGCUAGUGGAAGCUGCAGCAGUUACUUGCAUUAAACUUUGUAAAGCAUCAACUUAUAUCAAUAAUCUGGAUUCAGAUAAUGUUAUUUUUAUACUUGUUCGACAUGUUAUGAAUGAUUUAAUGGCACUACUUUUUAAUCCAGGAAAAGUAUUUUCUCGUGGUCAAAGCUUCGUUGCCCAAGACAUCGACCUAAUGAUAGACUGUUUUGUUAGUUUCUUUCGCAUUAAGCCUCAUAACAACGAAGUACUUAAAGUCUGCUUGAAUCUGAAUUAUCCAUCGACAUACCAGUUUGUCUUGGUUAGCUCAUUAUACAAAAUUGUAACACAACCAAGACUGCCAUGGUGGCCUCGAAUAGAUCUUCUGUAUUCUCGUAGUGCAGAACUUAGAAAUAUGUUUACUGAUAUUUUAAAUAAAGUCACUCAGAGUUGCAUAUCACAUACACCAUUGCGAAUGAUUCAAAGCUUAACACUUAAAGGUAAAGAACAAAAUAAGUACAGAGAUCGUGGAGAAGAAGUAUCAAGUUAUAGAAAUUUACUUUUAUGGAUGGUAAAACUUAUUCAUGCUGAUCCUAUGUUGUUAUUGAGUAAUCAAGGAAAAGCUGGUCAUGAAAUUCAAAGCUCGACUUUAGAACUAAUUAAUGGUUUAGUUUCUUUAGUUCAUCAACCAACAAUGUCGGACAUUGCUCAUGAAGCAAUGGAAGCAUUAUUAGUGUUACAUCAUCCAGAUAAAAUAAAAGCAUGGAAUCCAGAAGCACCAAUUAAUACUUUUUGGGAUGUUAGUUCACAAGUUCUGUUCUCAAUUUCCCAAAAAUUGAUUCAACAUCAAAUUGUUAAUUAUACUUGUAUAUUAAAAUGGCUUAGAGAAAUAUUGAUUUGUAGAAAUGCUUUUCUUGCACAAAAUAAGGAUUAUGCUAAUGUGGGUAGUCAAAUUGCUGUUUGUAAACAAGCACAUAUUAAACUUGAGGUUGUAUUUUUCAUGUAUUUAUGGAGUAUUAAUAUGGAAGCAGUUUUAGUCUCAAUGUCUUGUUUUGCAUUACUUUGUGAAGAAGCAGAAAUUCGUUGUGGUAGUGAUGAAGUAGCAGUAACUUGUUUACUUCCAAACUAUCAUUUAUAUCUUGAAUUGGCACAAGCUUCUACUGUGUUAAUCACUGCCAGCGGGGAAAGUAAGCUAUGCUAUCACGAUCAUAAUUAUGGACGUGCUGCUUUACAAAACAGAAUUAUGGCCUUAUUGAGGAAGAUAGAACACUGUGUAAAUGGUGUACAGCCUGCUUGGGAAGAAACGUUUAGAAAUUGGGAAGUAACUUCACGGCAAUUAGUAAAUUAUCCUAAAUCCAAAACAGAAGAUAGUCAAAUAGAAUUUCAUCGAAGUACAGGAAAGCGAAGAGCAUCACAUCAAAAUUCUGAACAUGAAUUAGAAGAACAAAUUAAUGAAUGGGCUAAUAUGACAGGGUUUCUUUGUGCUUUAGGUGGAGUAUGUUUACAGAAACGAUCUCCAAAUAGACCAUUAUCAGGAAUAGCUCCAAAUCCAGAACUAAAAAGAAGUUCAAAACAAGAACCUACAUCUUGUUUAUCAAAUCCAAGCCAAGAAGCACAAUAUUGUACUCAAUUUAUUUAUAAUUUAUUACGUCUAUUGAUUUGUAAUAAUGAAAAAUUUGGAAAUCAGAUUCAGAAACAUGUUAAAGAAUUGGUUGGCCAUGAAAUGAGUCCUGCAUUGUAUCCAAUACUAUUUGAUCAAAUUAAAAGCAUAGUCGAAAAAUUUUUUAACCAACAAGGACAAGUGAUAGUGUUGGAUAUUAAUACUCAAUUUAUUGAACAUAUAAUAUUCAUAAUGAAAAAUAUUUUAGAUUCUAAAACAGAUCAACCAUCUGAAUAUCUUGGAAUGACUAGUAUAGAAGGAAUGAUGUUAGCAAUUGUCAGAUAUGUUAGACAUUUGGAUAUGACUGUACAUUCUAUUCAUAUUAAAACAGAAUUAUGUCAACUCGUUGAAGCAAUGAUGAAAAGACGAGAUGAUUUAGCAUUUAGACAGGAAAUGAAAUUUAGAAAUAAACUUGUUGAAUAUUUAACUGAUUGGGUAAUGGGUGCUACUCAUCAAAUUACUCCAUCUACUAGUGGAGAUUUAACUGUUUAUACACGAGAUUUAGAUCAAGCAUGUAUGGAAGCAGUUGGAGCAUUAUUACGUGGUUUGCCUCUUCAACCUGAAGAAUCUGAUCGUGGUGAUUUAAUGGAAGCAAAAUCUCAAUUGUUUCUAAAAUAUUUUACUCUUUUCAUGAAUUUAUUAAAUGAUUGCAAUGAAGCAACUGGCGAAGAAAAAGAAAUUGUGUCUCAACAACCACGUUUAACCAGUGGCAAAUUAUCUACUUUACGCAAUGCUACUAUACAAGCAAUGAGCAAUCUUCUCAGUGCAAAUAUUGAUAGUGGUUUAAUGCAUUCAUUAAGUUUGGGUUAUAAUCCAGAUUUACAAACACGAGCAGCAUUUAUGGAAGUUCUUACUAAAAUUCUUCAACAAGGAACAGAAUUCGAUACAUUAGCAGAAACAGUAUUGGCCGAUAGAUUUGAGCAAUUAGUUCAACUUGUUACAAUGAUUAGUGAUAAAGGAGAAUUACCUAUUGCAAUGGCUUUAGCUAAUGUAGUGACAACAAAUCAAAUGGAUGAAUUAGCACGAGUUUUUGUAACAUUAUUUGAUGCUAAGCACUUAUUAUCUUCUCUUUUGUGGAAUAUGUUUUAUCGUGAAGUUGAAGUUUCUGAUUGUAUGCAAACAUUAUUUCGAGGAAAUAGUCUUGGAAGCAAAAUUAUGGCAUUUUGUUUUAAAAUUUAUGGUGCUAGUUAUUUACAAAAUUUAUUAGAACCUUUAAUUAUGCCACUAUUAGAUGACCCUACUACUGGUUUUGAAGUUGAUAGUGCUAGGAUAGAUAUUCAUGAAAAUAUAGAACAAAAUGGUCGUAAUUUGAUCGCAUUAACUGAAAAAGUGUUUAAUGCUAUAGUAUCCUCAGCUGACCGAUUUCCACCACAAUUACGGUCUAUGUGUCAUUGUUUAUAUCAAGUACUCAGUAAAAGAUUUCCACAAUGUCCACAAAAUAAUAUUGGAGCUGUUGGAACUGUAAUAUUUUUGCGAUUUAUUAAUCCAGCUAUUGUAUCUCCUCAAGAAAUGGGCAUUGUAAAUAAACUUGUAUCUCCGCAUAUUAAAAGGGGUCUUAUGUUAAUGUCUAAAAUCUUGCAAAAUAUUGCCAAUCACGUAGAAUUUAGUAAAGAACAACAUAUGUUACCAUUUAAUGACUUUUUACGUGCACAUUUUGAGAUUGGAAGAAGAUUUUUCAUACAAAUAGCAUCAGAUUGCGAAACGGUCGAUCAAACUAGUCAUCCAAUGUCGUUUGUAUCGGAUGCCAAUGUUUUAGCAUUACAUAGAUUACUUUGGAAUCAUCAAGAACGAAUUGGCGAUUAUCUUAGUAGCAGUCGGGACCAUAAAGCAGUAGGUAGAAGACCUUUUGAUAAAAUGGCUACAUUAUUGGCUUAUCUUGGUCCUCCAGAACAUAAACCAAUUGAUUCACACUUAAUGUUUUCUUCAUCUUACGCUCGAUGGUCAAAUAUUGACAUGUCUUCAACUAAUUUUGAAGAAAUUAUGGUGAAACAUAAUAUGCAUGAAAACGAAGAAUUUAAAAGUAUCAAGAAUUUAAAUAUUUUUUAUCAAGCAGGAACUAGUAAACAAGGAUAUCCAGUGUUUUAUUAUAUUGCUAGACGUUACAAAAUUGGCGAUACGAAUGGUGAUUUGUUAAUAUACCAUGUUCUUCUUACUCUAAAACCAUUUUGUCAUUCUCCGUUUGAAUUGGUUAUUGAUUUUACUCAUACAUGUUCAGACAAUCGAUUUAGAACUGAAUUUUUACAGAAAUGGUUUUACGUAUUGCCUAAAGUUGCAUAUGAAAAUAUUCAUGCUGCAUAUAUUUAUAAUUGUAAUGGUUGGGUGAGAGAAUAUACAAAAUUUCAUGAUAGAAUCUUGGCACCAUUAAAAGGUAAUAGAAAAGUAGUUUUCGUCGAUGGACCGAGUCGUUUAAAUGAUGUAAUUGAUAUUGAUCAACAAAAAUUGCCUGGAGCUACAUUAUCUCUUGAUGAAGAUUUAAAAGUUUUUAACAGCGUUUUGAAACUUUCUCAUAAAGACACUAAAGUAUCCGUAAAAGUUGGACCAACUGCGAUACAAAUUACCUCGGCGGAGAAAUGCAAAGUAUUAUCGCAUUCCGUUCUUUUAAAUGAUGUUUAUUAUGCAUCUGAAAUAGAAGAAGUUUGUUUAGUAGAUGACAAUCAAUUUACAUUGACUAUUUCAAAUGAAACUGGCCCAUUAUCUUUUAUUCAUCAAGACUGUGAUAGUAUUGUACAGGCUAUAAUUCAUAUAAGAAAUCGAUGGGAAUUAUCUCAGCCGGAAUCUGUAUCUAUUCAUCCAAAAAUAAGACCUAAAGAUGUACCUGGAACAUUAUUAAAUAUGGCGUUAUUAAAUCUUGGUAGUUCAGAUCCAAAUUUACGAACAGCAGCAUACAAUCAAUUAUGUGCUUUAACUGCAACUUUCGAUUUAAAAAUUGAAGGACAACUUUUAGAAACAUCUGGACUUUGUAUACCAUCAAAUAAUACUAUAUUUAUUAAACAUUUAAGUGAAACUUUGGCUGCGAAUGAUCCACAUCUUACAUUAGAAUUUUUAGAGGAAUGUAUACAAGGUUUUAGAUUGUCAAGUAUCGAAUUAAAACAUCUUUGCUUAGAAUAUAUGACUCCAUGGUUAAAUAAUCUUGUGCGAUUUUAUAAACCAAAUGAUGAAGGAGGAAAACGUCAAAAACAAGUUACAAAAAUUUUAGAAAAAUUAAUAACAUUAACUAUUGAAGAGGUGGAAAUGUAUCCAAGUAUACAAGCUAAAAUAUGGAGUACAAUUGGAAGAUUACCUGAUUUAAUAGAUACAGUUUUAGAUAAUUUUAUUCAACGUAGUGUUACUUUUGGACUCGGCUCUCCUACUGUUGAAAUAAUGGCUGAUACUGCUGUAGCGUUGGCUUCUGGAAAUGUUCAAUUAGUGGCGAAAAAAGUAAUAGGAAGACUUUGUCGAGUUGUAGAUAAAACUUGCACUUCUCCGACGCCAUUAUUAGAACAACAUACAAGAUGGGAUGAUAUUGCUAUUUUAGCAAGAUAUUUAUUAAUGUUAUCUUUUAAUAAUUGUUUGGAUGUGGGAAAACAUCUACCAUAUUUAUUUCAUACAGUAACAUUUUUAGUUUUUUCCGGAAGUCUAAGUAUGCGCGCUUCUACUCAUGGUUUGGUAAUCAACAGUAUUCAUUCGCUAUGCACUUGUAGUUCCCCUUCCUUCUCAGAAGACACUCAUCGAAUAUUACGAAUGAGUUUGGAUGAAUUUUCUCUUCCUAAAUUUUAUUUACUUUUUGGAAUUAGUAAAGUAAAAUCUGCUGCGGGUACAGCAUUUAAAUCUAGUUAUAGACAUACAAAUGAAAAAUGGUUCAGCAAUGAGCGCAGCGUUACAGGAACACAUGAUAAAGAAAGACUUUCGUUAACUAGUUUAGAAAUUAUUACUGAUGCUCUUCUUGAAAUCAUGGAAGCUUGUAUGCGGGAUAUUCCACAAUGUGAUUGGUUAAAAACCUGGACUUCUUUAGCAAGAAAUUUUGCUUUUUGUUUUAAUCCCGCUCUUCAACCUAGAGCUUUAAUUGUUUUUGGAUGUAUUAGUAAAAGCAUAACUGAUCAAGAUAUGAAACAAUUAUUAAGGAUAUUAGUAAAAGCUCUUGAAAGUUUUAAUGAUAUUACUUUACUGGAAGCAAUCAUUAUGUGUCUCACUCGAUUACAACCAUUGCUUAGACCUGAAUCUCCUAUACAUCGAUAUUUAUUUUGGGUUGCAACAUCAAUUCUUCAGUUAGAUGAGGCAUCUUUAUAUGCAUGUGGUUUAGCACUUCUUGAGCAAAAUUUGCAUACUUUAGAUUCUCAAGGAACUUUUGAUGAUAAGACAUUGGAAUGUGUUAUGAUGUUAACACGUGAACCUCUAGAGUGGCAUUUUAAACAAUUGGAUAAUGCAGUAGGACUUUCUUUUAAAUCUAAUUUUCAUUUUGCUUUGGUUGGUCAUCUUCUAAAAGGAUAUAGACAUCCUACACCUACUACUGUUACACGAACGGCUAGAGUACUAACUAUGCUGUUAGGUAUUGUUGCUAAACCAUUUAGAAGAGAUAAAUUUGAAGUUACGCCAGAUAGUGUGGCAUAUUUGUCUGCAUUAGUAUCUGUAUCCGAGGAAGUACGAAGUCGAUGCCAUAUUAGACAUUCUACUAAAAAUUCAGAAGCUGGUAGUAUAGAUUGCCUUGAUAUUUUACUUCCACAUAAUCCAGAUACAUCCAGUGCAACAUCUAAUAAUCCUACUAAUCGUCGACAAAAAUCAUGGGAUCUUCUUGAUCAAUCUGCACUUACUCAAGCUAGACAACAAAAACAACAUUCAACACAUCAGACUGGACGGAUUUUAUUUAAAACGCAGCGAUCCUUUUCCGUACCAACUGCAAAGGAAACAAAAUCAAGUGAAGAACCUGAAUCGAAGAAUCGAAGUGCUAGAGUAAGCGUGAGCAAUGAAAACAAUAUAUUAUUGGACCCAGAAGUAUUGACAGAUUUUUCUAUUCAAACUUUGGUUUUAACUGUUUUGGUGACUUUAGUUAAAAAUUCAACCGACGAAAAUGAACAACGGAUUCUUUAUGAAUAUCUUGCAGAAGCUUCGGUGGUCUUUCCAAAAGUUUUUCCUGUAAUUCAUAAUUUACUUGAUGCAAAAAUCAAUAAUGUAUUAUCUUUCUGUCAUGAUCAAUGUAUAUUGAAUUCUGUACAAGCAAUUAUACAGAAUAUGAUCGCAUGUGAGGAUACAAGUCAACAGCAAUUACAUUAUUUGCAAAGUUGUGGAUUUGGUGGAUUAUGGAGAUUCGCAGGUCCAUACACAAAUUCUAAUUGCACAGCCGAAAGUGCUCAAUUAUUUGUUAAUUGCCUGGAAGCUAUGGUGGAAACGUGUUUACCAGUAGAUGAACCUGAAAUUUUAAGCACUGAAAUCCCAAGUGAAAAAUUUAAACGAUCCGAUGGUCAUUAUUCAGAUAUUGCACAAAGAGGCAAAUCUUCAACUCAUGGAAUUGAUCGAUCAAGUGCCCGCAUUUUUUCGGACAGAAUGGACGAAGCUUCUCAUAAUGCUUCUUUCGUUCACAGAGAUCGCAGUAUAGAAAGCAGAAAUGUUUCAUUGGAUUCAAACCAAGAAGAAAAUAUUAUUAAUAAUAGUAACAAUUCAUUACCUUAGCGAUUAAUAUAUGAAUCCAAAAAACAGUGCAGUAAACAUGGACGAAAAGGACAAGUAGGUCGAAAAUUACAAAGACAAUUAAGAAACACAAAUAUUUUGGCUCCGUGUUAUUGCUGCAACAUGUCGAAUCAGUUUAAUCCAAUGCCGUCCACUUCACGUUAAUGUACUCACUGGAAUGAAAAUCAAUAAGCGCAAUCUGUUAGUAGAUAUAUUUGGUUAUUAGCAAAGUAUUUUGGUAAUUUUGUUCUAUUUACGUUUAAUACAACGAUUAAUUAUAAAUUUGUGAUAAUAUAGAAAAAAAUAAUAAAACGAAUGGAUGCUUUUAAUAUAUCAGAGUUACUUUUAUAUGAACAACGAUUUUUGCAAGUAGAAUUGUUUAAACUUUUACACUGUUUUUGUAAUUCAUAGUUUUAUGGCAAUAAUUGAAUAUUCAUGAAUAUUUUUAUUCCUUUGUAACUAAAUAUUUUUAUAUCAUAGAAAAAUCUGUUUCUAUUUCUGAACAAAUUUAAUAUAAUCUCAUGUUACUAGAAUAAAAUGAUUAAAUAGUUUAUCAGGGAAAUCUAAUUAAAUGAGUUUAUUUUUUGCUAAUAUUUAAUGGAAGAAACAGUAUUUUCCGACAAAUACUAGGUUCCACUUAAAUUUAUUUACGCCAACAAAACAAAUAUGAAUGAAAUGAAAUGAAAAUAUUAUCUUAUGAUGCGAUAAAAAGAAGCAUUAAUCGAACGGAAAAAAAAUGAUUAAUAAAAUAACAGUGAUUAAUAAAAAUACAUUAUGGGCACUGAUAAGUUAAAUCCUCAAUGAAGAAGUUCCGUUGAAAUUGCAAUGAAUGUUCAAAAUGCCUGUGUAAAUAAAUACAGAACUUUUCUACGUGCAUAAAGAUAUAUUAUUUCGGGAGGAAUGUAUUUAUAAAAAUAACCAUGAAUGUUCCAUAUUAUCAGAUAGUAAAAGGAAAAUGCAAUUUGAGACUAGAAUAGAAUUCUAGUUCAAUGCAAAAUCCUUCAAACAAUAUAUCAUGAAUGAAAAACUUGUAUUCCUUUUUAUAUUUAUUCUUUGAAUGUGAUUGUAUUUUGUUUGAGAAAACGGUACGUAGUAUAUGUACGUUUGCGUGAUCGCGAUCGUAAAAAUCGUGUUUGUUUGAAUAAAAUUUCGGGAGGGUCAGGAACUCACCUCUUGAAUAUUGUAAUUGCAAUCCCUUGCAUUUGAUCAUUAUUAAUGAAACAUACAUAUAUUUUUAUAUUGUUAAUGUUUAAUAAAUUUAAAUAAUGGAUUUUAAUUGAGAAUUGUUUCCUAUUAAUAUAAUAAAAAAGGAAAGAAAUGCUACUUACUUAAAUUAAUUGAAGAUAUGCAGAUAUUUAAAAAAAUAUAUUGUAGAUGUCGAAGAAAAAAUUGCAAGGGAUUGAUAAUACAAAGAUGCUCUGGACCAGCAUGCGACCGGUGCAUUAAAGCUUCCUCUCGUCUCGGGAAGCUCGAGCACCCGAACGGUCAUUUCUAGAGUUCUUAAAAUGAAACACCAAUGAUUCUACUGUCUACCACUUAUUAAAGUACAAAAUGAGACCACACGUUAUUUUUUCCCGAAGUGUAUAAAGACACAGGGGGACACUUUAUUAGUAAUUAGUAUUAAAAAAAAAAAAAAAAAAAAAAAAAAAGCGAUCGGUAAUAUAAGUGUCUGAUUUUUCUGUUCAAUAAUGGCUACGAAUAUGAAAAAUACAUACAUUUAAUAUAUAUAUAUAUAUAUAUAUAUAUAUAAUAGUUGAUCGCAGCAAUAGAAUAUCUAUACGAACUGGAUAAUUCGUUUGUAUAUAGUAUAUAAAUAUAUUAUAUAAUGCAAAUUGUUUUUCGUAAGUUGUCAAAAUAGUUAAUGGAAAAUUCUAAGAAAUUUUUAUUAAAAUAUGCAUUAUGUUUGAAAAUGAUUUUGUUGGUAUUCAAAAAAAGGUGAAUUGCAUAAAGUUUUUGUUUUGUUUUCUUAAAAACCACGAAUUUGAAAGUGCAUAAAAAUUUUAUUUUAUUUUUUAAAGAGCACAAGUUUGAAAGUGCCGAAUCUUCUCUUAGUAAUUGAUGUAAAGCUUACGGAAUACGGUAUACAGGGUAUUUCAUAUGAUAUAUUACAUUCGGAUAAAUAUAAUUUGAAUUAAUAAUUAGCUAAAAAUUUAUCAUGUUUUCAUACGAUUAUUGAUUAUUAAUUUUCUAAUAAU
Molecule: messenger RNA, 10550 nt
Organism: Apis laboriosa (Himalayan honeybee)
Lineage: Eukaryota; Metazoa; Arthropoda; Insecta; Hymenoptera; Apidae
Gene: Nf1
Product: neurofibromin
Exons: 25
Coding region: 100-8358 (2752 amino acids)
Biological process (GO): regulation of GTPase activity
Source: RefSeq, a predicted model, not a curated record